GGACCACGUGCACUCUCCUUUUUAUGUUGUUCAUUUAAUAGUUGUUUGUAUAAAAAUUUCAUUCCGAAAAAGUGAAAGUUCGAAAGAAUUGGAUUAAAUUCCCCAAUCACGCACGAUCAUGAGAUGUAGAUAAACAGAAGCAGCAUGGCGAAGGCUUCUUCUUCCCUACCUUCUCUGUGUAACCUUGUACAGCCAUCUACCAUAAAGAUCCGUUGUAGUACUCGUCUUCGUAGGAUCAUGCAAGUAAGAGCUCAGAGCUUAGAUGAAGAAGGUGGAUCAAGGAAUAUUGUGGAUGCAAAUUUGAGUGUGUUAAGAGAGAAGAUGGAAGUCCUUAAGAUGAGGGGGAGACUUGAGAAAUAUUGUGGCAAAAGGCAACAAAAUGGUUGGAAUUAUUUACCAGGAUAUAAUUGCAAACUCAGAAGAGCAAAAGAGGUAUCGACGUUCUUUGAGCUCAUACGUUUGGUGGGCGUGACUCUUGGUUUUACCUGUUUUACUGCUACAUUCUGCCUUGUCCUGGUAUCAAUCUUGGUUCAUUUGAAUCAAUGGUAAUGCUAUAUGUAUGGAUGAAAUACGUUUGUGUUUGGAUAAAAAAAGGGUAAAUUACAUUUUACUACAUCAA
Messenger RNA from Pyrus x bretschneideri (Chinese white pear), 619 nucleotides. RefSeq lists its product as uncharacterized. The transcript has 2 exons. NCBI's taxonomy places the organism in Eukaryota, Viridiplantae, Streptophyta, Magnoliopsida, Rosales, Rosaceae. The coding region runs from base 145 to 549 and encodes 134 amino acids. The record is from RefSeq and is a predicted model, not a curated record.